AUGCAAUACUCUACACUCGCCCUCGCUGCCUUCACCAGUGUCGCAGCCGCGCUCCCGGCUCCUCAAAUCGAAACCCCAUGCACCAAUGAGCCAUUUGGUGCUGUCGCUAUCCAUUCAGGCUCCGACGCGCAUCUACAGAGCGCCACCGCCUGGAAAGGCAACCUGCUCGUCGGCGGCCAACAAGACGCCACCUGCGAAUCACCUUCAGCCUACGCCACAUUUGUCAUCCAAGACGACACCACAGCCUACCUAUACGCCGACACACUCACCCAGCAGCUGUACGUCGACCGCAGCGGUAUGGGCCAGGGCAAGAGCGGCUACACGAACGAAGGCCAAUCGCUGCCACGCAACGGCGAGGUUAAGGGCUGGAGUAUUAGCGAGGAUGGAUACUUGGUAUUUGAUGGAAUGAGUCCCAAGGCAUGUCCGACUGAGGUUAUUGGUGGGAGCUUCAGUCUUUGGUUCAGCAACGCUGACGAGCCUGGGUUCAACAAGAACUGCACUGGCGUUGCGCUGCGGGCUGUCAAGGCUGAUUCGCCGGUGAGCUGCAUCUACUCUUCUUCCUAG
This is a messenger RNA of Pseudovirgaria hyperparasitica, 564 nucleotides long. RefSeq lists its product as uncharacterized. NCBI's taxonomy places the organism in Eukaryota, Fungi, Ascomycota, Dothideomycetes, Acrospermales, Acrospermaceae. The record is from RefSeq and is a predicted model, not a curated record. The transcript has a single exon. Bases 1 to 564 code for a protein of 187 amino acids.